Messenger RNA from Echinops telfairi (small Madagascar hedgehog), 234 nucleotides. RefSeq names its product small proline-rich protein 2E-like. Bases 1 to 234 code for a protein of 77 amino acids. Gene Ontology annotation, cellular component: cornified envelope. The record is from RefSeq and is a predicted model, not a curated record. NCBI's taxonomy places the organism in Eukaryota, Metazoa, Chordata, Mammalia, Afrosoricida, Tenrecidae. The transcript has a single exon.
AUGUCCUACCCACAGCAGCAGUGCAAACAGCCCUGCCAGCCACCUCCUGUGUUGUGCCCUCCUAAGUGUCCUGAACCAUGCCCACCUCCAAAGUGCCCUGAGCCUUGCCCACCUCCAAAAUGCCCUGAGCCAUGCCAACCUGUGCAGUGCCCACCUCAGCCAUGCCAGCAGAAAUGCCCUCCCGUGCAGCCAUCCUAUCCCCCCCAGCAAAAGUGUCCACCCAAGAACAAGUAA